AUGGGUUAUGCACGACUGAUCGUAUUCACCUGUUUAAUAGCUGUCGUAUUCAGCAAUUCAACUUCUACAGCCCUCAACAAGCGCGCUUCACAAUUUGAAGAAGAUCUAACAGUUGCUUUAGCCGACGCUAUUCUUACUUUUGAAGGUGGAAUAGGGGAAGAGCAACAUUUGCCAGCCGCUUCUGAGAUACGGGAGUUUCAACCAGACAGCCCAGAGAUAAAUGAUUUGCGAUUUCACGCACAGUUAUGUCACACGGUUAACUGCCGUGAUAGCUUGAACAACUGGGACUGUGAAGAAUGCUUGCAAAUUUUACCAGAUGGCGAAGUACUCAACUAUUUCAAAACGGCUCCACAUGAUAUUGUGGGUCAGAUCAUUCGAAGUAAAGCACUAACGAAUCAUGAUUUCGAAAGGCGCAAGACUGUAUUUGUUCAAAUAAGAGGAGCUACAUCAAGAACCAACAAGAUUUUGACUCUAGAUGGCAGACUUGUUCCUUAUCUUCCAGCACCCGGUGGAUUUGUUAACAGUGGUUGUUUCCAAGGAUUUUCCGAGAUAAAUCAAACAAUGAUUACCACUAUAUCAGACCAGGUUGAACUAUAUCCAGAUUAUAGAGUACAUGUAAUAGGGCACUCUUUGGGAGGAUGCAUUGCUUCCUUGGCAGGUUUGGAGUUACUUCAGAGAGUCCACAAACUCAAAAGUACAAAGCUAUCGGUAUAUACAUUAGGAAAGUCGCGGGUUGGUAACCAAGCAUUUGUUGACUAUCAUGAUAGCACCGGGAUCGAUCACAAGAGAAUGGUGGCCAAAGCAGAUGCUAUAGCUCAUCAGCCGCCUUUGAGUAAAGGGUAUUUGCAUGAAGGCGUAGAAUAUUGGAUGUAUGAUGAUAACCAGCAUACCAAAAGAUGCGGAGGAAAAGAGUCGCGCAGUUGCUCCAAUUCUGUUGUCAAACGAACUUCAGCUGACCAUUUAUUAUAUUACGGUACUCAUGAAGGGUGUGUUGGGCAGGAUAUAGUGUAG
This is a messenger RNA of Umbelopsis ramanniana AG, 1011 nucleotides long. RefSeq lists its product as uncharacterized. The transcript is spliced from 10 exons. Bases 1 to 1011 code for a protein of 336 amino acids. Gene Ontology annotation, biological process: lipid metabolic process. NCBI's taxonomy places the organism in Eukaryota, Fungi, Mucoromycota, Umbelopsidomycetes, Umbelopsidales, Umbelopsidaceae. The record is from RefSeq and is a predicted model, not a curated record.